Phlebotomus argentipes is the source of this 1144-nucleotide messenger RNA. It is a transcript of the gene wupA, whose product is annotated as troponin I. The record is from RefSeq and is a predicted model, not a curated record. Bases 155 to 802 code for a protein of 215 amino acids. The transcript has 9 exons. Gene Ontology annotation, cellular component: troponin complex. NCBI's taxonomy places the organism in Eukaryota, Metazoa, Arthropoda, Insecta, Diptera, Psychodidae. Gene Ontology annotation, biological process: muscle contraction.
AGGCUGCGAUCAUUGACGAUCUCCUCAACGGUGGAAUACAGUCAGCCGCAAACCGUCGGAUAGAUCAGUCCGUCUAGCUCGUCUGAUCGCGGUUUUCCCUUUUAGAAAUUUAUUCUUGAGUACUUCUUGCUUUUAAUUCAUCACCCCCUUAACCAUGGCUGAUGAUGAGACUCAGAGCAUUGAGGAGGCAAAGAAGGCCAAACAGGCCGAAAUCGAGCGCAAGCGCGCGGAAGUGCGCAAGCGCAUGGAGGAGGCCUCCAAAGCCAAGAAGGCCAAGAAGGGUUUCAUGACUCCGGAGAGGAAGAAGAAGCUCCGCUUGCUGUUGCGUAAGAAAGCCGCUGAGGAGUUGAAGAAGGAGCAAGAGCGCAAAGCCGCCGAGCGCCGACGCAUCAUUGAGGAGCGAUGCGGCCGGCCAAAGGACUUGGACAAUGCCAGUGAAGACAACCUUAGAUCGAUUUGUCAGCAAUAUCACGAAAGAAUUAGUGGUUUGGAGGAUAAGAAGUACGACUUCGAAUUGGUCGUGAAAUAUAAGGACUUUGAGAUCUCCGAACUCAAUGCUCAAGUCAAUGACCUCCGCGGUAAAUUCGUGAAGCCAACGCUGAAGAAGGUGUCCAAGUACGAGAACAAGUUCGCCAAGUUGCAAAAGAAGGCCGCCGAAUUCAACUUCCGCAACCAGCUCAAAGUUGUCAAAAAGAAGGAGUUCACCCUCGAGGAGGAAGAGAAGGAGAAAAAACCCGAUUGGUCGAAGGGCAAGCCAGGCGACGCUAAGGUAAAGGAGGAAGCCGAAGGUGUUGAAGCAUGAAUGAAUAUCACUAUAAAUACAUAAUUUUCCACCCACUUCUGAAAAUAUAACUAUCAUGCAAAAUUCUCUUUUUGUCUCUUGUAACAAAAAUUAAUUAAAAGUAAUAAGGUUACAAUAUAUUAUAUUUUCAUUUUGAAUGUCAUGAAAUAUAAUAAAACACAAAAAGUAUAUGAUGAAAGUUGAUAUGGAAGGAAAAGAGAUAUUCGAAAUUUCAAAACAACUGAAAUAUAUGAAAAUCGGCGACUAAAUCCAUUUUCUUUUCUUCCUCACAAUUCAUUUUGGAUGAUUUUUCUUCUCUAUUUCAAUAAAAUGUAUGACAAAGUAUUGAAAAAUUGUAGCAAA